AUGCGACUACUUCUAGGGCUUCGGUUGCUGGCGAUCGCUGGACUGUCCCGACUUCGUCUGCCACGAACCUGGGCCACAAUAGUGAGGUUCCUCUUGCCGAGCUUCGUCGCCGACUACGUGUUUCCGGAGCACAAGCCCACAUGGAGAAUCCAUCCGACAUCUUACCUGGACGGCCUUCGGGGCAUCGCCGCCUUAAUUGUAUUCUUUUGCCAUUAUACAGAGAUCAAUUUCGGACUAGCCUUGACACCUUCAUACGGUCUGAACCCCGAUAACAGGCCUUCAUCGUUAGUACAACUACCAUAUCUACGAAUCAUCUUCUCCGGCCGACCCAUGGUACACAUCUUCUUUGUCAUCUCUGGCUUCGCCCUCUCCUACAAGCCGGUCAAGGAGUUGCACGCCCGGAACCUCGACAAAUGCUACAGCGCUCUCGCCUCGUCGACCUUCCGGCGGCCUCUUCGCUUGUUUGGCCCCUGUGUCGUAUCGACGUUUCUGGUCUUAUGCCUGCGCCAGAUGGGCUACAUCAUACCUGGCGAGAAGACGUUACUUGAAGAGUUUCGGAGCUGGAAGGAGGCUGUGUUUCAUCAGAUCACUUGGCCCUGGGAUUGGGAUCGUGAUUUGGCGCCGAACUACGACAUACAUCUCUGGACCAUACCGAUCGAAUUCGCCCAUUCGAUGCUACUCUUCGUGGUAUUGUUGAUGCUCUCCCGAGUUCGCCUGGGCAUACGGAUCGCGACGGUUUUUGGUCUGAUGAUGUAUUGCCUUACCUGCGGGAAGUGGGCCGGCUUCGAGUUUUUGGCGGGCUUGCUCCUGGCCGAGAUACACAUACUCAAGUCCACGCGUACAAAAGCACUAGAACUUUCCGACGUAGGUCGGGUCAGGAAUCCAUCUGGCCACUGGCUCAUAUCGGUGCUCCAGAUCAGUCUUAUCCUCUUCGGCCUGUUCAUCGGAGGCUGGCCAAAUGAGAAUGCGGACAAGACGCCGGGAAUCCGAUUCUUCCUGCAGCACACACCGAUGCCGUUCGCAACUAUGGACGCGCUCGCCCCGCAGAAGUUCUGGUUCGCCUUGUCCGCCGUGGCCAUAGUAUGGGCAGCCGGCGAACUGGAUGGGGUACGGAAAUUCUUCGAGGGCCCUUUCGCGCAAUACUGUGGACGCGUCAGUUAUGCCGUGUACAUUUGCCACGGCCCGGUAGGGAAUGUCUUUCAUGAAAGACUGCUUGGCCAUCCCCCAUUGCCAGCACACGGCGCUCCGACAGCGGCAAAUUUUAAGCCUGCCGUGCCGGCAGCAGGUGUUAAGGGAUAUUUCGGUGUCGAAACACCGCGCGAAGUCAUUAUUAGUUGGUUCAUCGGACUCUGCCUUGUUGGAUCACUUGUGGUGUGGGCGGCCGACGUCUUCUGGCGAGCGAUUGACAGCCCGAUCGUCAAUUUGGCCAGGAAGUUGGAAAAUCUGUGUUUGGAUGAUCCGGAGCCAAGUCACCAGUCUCAGGGGUAUUCGUUGGCAGGAUGA
Molecule: messenger RNA, 1503 nt
Organism: Canariomyces notabilis
Lineage: Eukaryota; Fungi; Ascomycota; Sordariomycetes; Sordariales; Chaetomiaceae
Exons: 1
Coding region: 1-1503 (500 amino acids)
Biological process (GO): polysaccharide biosynthetic process
Cellular component (GO): membrane
Molecular function (GO): acyltransferase activity, transferring groups other than amino-acyl groups
Source: RefSeq, a predicted model, not a curated record